Desarmillaria tabescens is the source of this 1041-nucleotide messenger RNA. RefSeq lists its product as uncharacterized. The record is from RefSeq and is a predicted model, not a curated record. The transcript has a single exon. Lineage: Eukaryota; Fungi; Basidiomycota; Agaricomycetes; Agaricales; Physalacriaceae. The coding region runs from base 1 to 1041 and encodes 346 amino acids.
AUGCACCGUUCAGGCCACCGUCAUCGGCAUGACCUACCAUACCAGUCUCGCACACAAACUCGAUCCCACCCACAACAGAAAAUCUUCCCUAUUCUCAGUCUUCCGAUGGAGCUCUUCCUCGAGAUUAUUGCCUACGCCGCGUCCCCAGUGUUCCCUGAUGCGAGAAACGUUGGUAUAGUGAAACCAUCAUACAGCACAGCUGUAGCCUUAGCACGCGUGUCCUAUUUGAUGUACCAGCACACGAUGCCCCAUCUCCUACACACUGUCGUACUCAAUUCUACUUCGGAUGUCACUUUGUUCGCGCGCUCCGUUCGUCACCAGGACCGACGUCGAGUGCCCCGACGUCUUGCACUUAGCUACCCACUCCUAGUCAGAAGAUUUUGGUGCUCCGAGUCGUAUGAAGCGAUCAUCGACCGGGAUGAUGGCAUCGACUAUUCCUCCCUGUACCGGGUCAUCUCCCGUGCCAAGUCCAUCGGCAUGCCUUUUUACGGGAUGCAUUUGUUGUAUAAUGGCCUUGCCAGUGACGGUGCCAGACCGGUCGAGGACUGGAAAUGUCGCCGGGUAACUUUCGAGGGAAACUUUGUCAGAUGGAAGCCGAUCACGUCCUCCUACGAGGGGGCUACGUUCUUGAGGAGCAUCACCCAUCUGUCCAUGUGGGUACCCUAUCACGAUCUUUCCUCUGUUUCUCCUCAGGAAUACCCAGUCGCGGAGUGGGUGAAGGACAUCCCAUUCCACAUGAUGCCCAAUCUCCGCCGAUUCUCUUUUCCACUGUUGGUAGAUAGAAGGCGGUAUGAGGGUGAUGUUCUUGGGUACCCAACGUUGCUUGUGUACUGCGCGCCCCAAGGACAGGCCUUCAAUCCCGUGACGUUUCGUGACUGGGCCACGAGUCCAAGGUUCUGGACGUAUGGAUGGCAAACGAAACUCCAAAAAAUGCCGCAAAUAUUGCACUCUGACCGCAGUGAUUGGACUGUCGGCUAUGUUUUGGAUGAAACUGAACGUGUUUGGAAGGAAGUCGACAAGAUGCUGGAAGCAGGACGUUAA